Molecule: messenger RNA, 7715 nt
Organism: Conger conger (European conger)
Lineage: Eukaryota; Metazoa; Chordata; Actinopteri; Anguilliformes; Congridae
Gene: gon4lb
Product: gon-4 like b
Exons: 32
Coding region: 263-7012 (2249 amino acids)
Biological process (GO): regulation of DNA-templated transcription
Cellular component (GO): nucleus
Molecular function (GO): transcription coregulator activity
Source: RefSeq, a predicted model, not a curated record
GGGAAGGGUAUGAACGCAACACCCGGAAGUUGACUUUCUGGUUGGCGGAUAAGGCGUUUGUAGUAGUUUCUAGGAUGGAGCGAAACACGACCUGGCGGGCACUGAAUAACUUACUUGCAUAGGAUACAAAAUACCGUCCAUCAGACCAUUGACAUUAUCGGCUGAAGCAUAGAGAAAGGACAGUGCAACCCGGAGUCGGACAAGUCCACAAGAUCCAUCAAGCGAUGCGCUGCAGCCCCGUGAAACGAGCAAACAAGAACGAAUGAAAACAUCAACAGCACUGACCAGGUCCAAGUUAAACAUGAAAAUGGCACGGAAACGUAAAUCCAGCUGUCCAGAAGAAAGGCUUACUCGUUCCAAAGCUAGGAAAGAGGCCUUUGUCUCUAGAUGUCAGCCAUCCCCCAAUGCACCUCUGAGCAUAGAAAAUAGGAAGAUAUCAACACCUGUCAAGAAGAAGGUCCAGGGGAUUGAUCCAGAUGCACCAUCGCCAAGACGAUACUCUCCAAGGUUCAAAUGUCAGAAAGAGACACCCAGCAAGGAGCAUAGUAGUGCAGGCCACGUUCAGGUUAUGGAGCUCCAGCACUGUUCUAGCCCAGUACAGCACCCCCUACAGGAGGAGGAGGACACCGAGCUUGGUCUGGUCAUCACUCUGGAUGAAGAGCAGUGUGCGGGGCGGUGCGGAGGGAGGAGGAAGGGUGGGGAGAAGGUGAAGUGGGGCUGGGCUGAUGAGGAGGCCGAUGGGCUGGAGCUAAGCCAUGAGGAAACGGGCAGAGAGGGUCUGGUGGAGGUGGAGCUCUGCAGGCAGCUGGACAGGGCGCUGGAGAGAAAGUCGCGCCGGCACAACCUGACCAACGCCAACGUCCGCAGCAUCCUUCAUGAAGUAAUUACCAAUGAGCAGGUGGUAGCCAUGAUGAAAGCUGCGAUCAGAGAAACGCAGGACAUGCCCAUGUUUGAGCCCAAGAUGACACGCUCAAGGCUAAAGGAAGUAGUUGAAAAAGGAGUGGUCAUUCCAACAUGGAACAUCUCUCCCAUCAAGAAGGCCAGUGAAGUAAAGCCUCCCCAGUUCGUGGACAUCCCUCUGGAGGAAGAGGACUCCUCUGAUGAAGAGUACUGCCCUGAUGAGGACGAGGAGGAUGAGACUGGGGAGGAGACGUUCCUGGAGAGCGAUGUGGACAGCACCGCCUCGUCUCCCCGCGGCAGCAGAGCGGGCCGGCCCAGGACACCCAUGAACACCUCCGAGUGCGACGAGGACCGGAGCAGCAGUCCCAGACAGGGUUCUCGGCAGUCCAGACAUCUGCGUGUGGACGCCGUUCCCAUGGGCCCCCCUCCGCCCCCCCAGCCUGCUGGCCCCCCCCGGCCCCCCCGAGCCCCGCCCGAGUGCAGCUUCAUGGAGAAGCUCAACGCUGUGGAGGAGGAGCUGGACUCCAGCCUCAUCUGCAUAGAGCCCUACCAGAUGAGUGGCGGCGGAGGCCUGAUGGCCUGCCGAACCCGCUCCAAGCGCCCGCUGAGGGACGUCCCGCUGGGCCGGCUGGAGGCGGAGCUGAGGGCCCCUGACAUCACGCCGGACAUGUACGACUGCAGCUCUACCCUGGAGGACCGCGAGUGGACCCACUGGCUGCAGAGCCUCAUGACCUCUGACGGAGAGAACGAAGAGGAAGGAGACGAUGAGGACGAUCCUGAGUAUAAUUUUCUGGAUGACAUCGACGAGCCCGACCUGGAGGACUACCGUAACGACAGGGCCGUGCGCAUCACCAAAAAGGAAGUGAAUGAGUUGAUGGAGGAGCUUUUUGAAACGUUCCAGGAUGAGCUGGGGGUCCAGGAACAGGAUGAGGAAGGGCAGGAGGAAGAGGAGAGGGCGGAGAAGAUCUCCCCUCAGGCGCCCAAAUUCAACGUCCCGCAGGCCAUCCGGUUCGAGGAGCCCCUGGCCAACAUGCUGACGGAGUGCCGCCGGGCGGUGAAGGUGCAGCUGGAGGCGCUGCAGCAGCGGCGCGCCCUCGUGGAGAGCCAGGCCCGGGCGGCCCAGAAUGCCCCGGGGCCCCAGGUGCUGCUCGUGCCCCCGCCCUGCGCCCUCAUCCUCACCCCGCCGCAGAAACUGCAGCUGCAGCAGCAGAUUCAGCAGCACAUCCAGCUGCUGACCCAGGUGCACAUGCUGAGCAGCCCGGUGGAGGCCCUGCAGAGCGAGGCCAGCACCUCCCGUCACUUCCUGUCAGAGCUGCAGUCCUUCGCCGAGCGCGGGGAGGAGACCCGGGCCACCGUGGAGCCGGGGUUCAGAAGCAUCUUCAGAGCCUGCAACCUGCAGGGGGCGCUCUCUCUGCUGGAGGAGCUGAAGCUGUGUCCCGCCCCAGUGACGCCAGCCAAGCCCACGCGCUCCUACUGCGUGCGUCCGUACCCUCUGCUGCCCUCAAAGCUGGCCUGGCUGCUGGCCACCCGGCCUGUGUUCCUCCACCCUGAACUGCUGCCCCAGUGCAGCCUAGACCCCGCCCUGCAUCCCCGCCGCACCAAAACUGGCUACACCAAGGGCGAGGACAGCCUCAUCCUCCUGGGCCUGAGGCACUUUGGUGAGACGGAGUUCCCCUUCCAGCUGCUGUGCCGCUACCUGAUCCGCACCAAGACGCACGAGCAGGUGCGCGGCCGCGUCCACGACAUGUGCCACCGCCGCGGCCCGGACAACGUGUUCAAGCUCUACUUUCAGAGAAAGGCCCUUCCUCCGAUGCCUCUGGCCUGCGGCAGGGUGAUGCCGGGACAGGAGCGCCCCCCGGUGGAGAGAGAGGAGGCCAUUAUGCCAAACUGGCUGCGGAAAAGCUUGCCAUAUAUCCACAGAGCAGUGAUGCAGUAUAACCAAGAGCAAUGGCAGGCCUCCCCCGAAUCCACGCUCUCCACGCCCCCUUUUACCUUUCCCCCAGGGACCCGCUACCCCCCUGCCCUCCCCAAAAGUGUUACUCUGCGCCUGCACCCUGCUAGAUUCAGAACAUUACGCCCGCUAGCUACACCCAAGUCCCGACCUCUCCGUGGCUACAGAACCCCGUCCUUCCCCUCCCUGGCCAAAGCCCCUGGAAAUACCUCUUCUCAAGGGGUCGUCCUAUUGGCGAAAGCCCCUUUCACUCCUAUUCAAGGUGCCGUCCAAUUGGCUGCCACUCCCAUCACCCCUGCUAAUGGAGCUGUUCCGUUGAACACUGCAUAUUCUAUGCCCUUAAACCCACUGUCUCAGGCGUUUGGGCAAGAGAUUGGAUGCACUGUUCUCCCUCCCCACGAUGCGCCCCCCGCCCUCCCUCCUGCCGUAAUCCAGGUCCCCACUUCCCUGAACUCCCCCCUCUUCAGUCCGGGAGGAGUAACUACAUGUAUACUGCAGACGCCGCAGGUGCAGGCAGCGGUGCCCAACCAGAGACUGCGGCCCCGUAAACUCCUCCCCAUACAGCCGGCUCCCCUGAGGCCUCUCCCAGAGCUCCUGCAGCUCCACAGCUUCUCUGCGGGCGGAGGCCUCCCCGCGGGCGGAGGUGCGGCCGCAGGAACGGCAUCAGGAGCAGGGGAGAAGAGUAAAGUGGGGAAAAGGGCCUCGCCCACCAUGAUACUCAAUCUGACUGCACCAAUCGGCACCGCUGUCAGUGCGGGGCUGGCCAGGCCCCCAGCGGAGCCCACCCCUCCUCCACAGGACCCUGUCACUCACCCCAACGGUGCCCUCGCCAGGCUCCGCAAACUGGUCCGCCCGCUGCUACCGGCUCCACCGCACUCCGCCCCUCCCCAGAGCUUCUCCCCCGCCCCCGCAGACGGCCCCGUCACUCUGAUACCCAGCCCUCGCUUCGUCUCGCACGCCCCUUCUCCUCCUCCCGGAGGCGCUCCGGAGAACAGGACUGGCCCAGGCACUCCCCCCGUUCAGAACGGGGUGAACGGAGCCGAAUCGGUCACUGACCACCGAACACCCUCUGAUGCGCCGCAGUUUACCUGCGUAGCUCAGGUAAACUCAAGUACAGACUGUGCCACCAUUGUUCCAUGCACCACCUACACAGGAACAGUGACCCCACCCCUCACCGUCGACCAAAACCUGCUGGUCACGACGGCGGAGGACAGUUCAGCUCCUGCUGUGACCCAAGAGGGGGGUCCCCAGUACAUCCUGGUGCAGACCACCGCACAGGGCACUACCCAGUUUCUGCUCCUGCCCCAAAACUGCCUGGUAACUCCGGUCGUGACCUCGCAGGCCACCCCACACGCCGUCACCGGCGACCUCUCCGUGAUUCAGGCAGGGGCACCGUGGGCUUCUGGGACCGUGAGCGGAGAGGACCUCCCGAACGCAGCCCUCGGCGUGGAUCCAAGCGAGCAGGAGCGUGUGGAACUCCAAACGUCAUCGAACGAUCCCAAAGACACGCAACCUCCCGUGUGCCCCGGGCCUCCCUCCAGCACGGGAGACCAGCAGACUGCUCUCACGAGCGAGGACAACCUCGUGAAGCUAGUAGCCGGCUUCGAAGGACUGAAGGUGAAAGAGGAGGCAGGUGAAGAAGACGGAGAGGACUUGGAAGAAGAGGAGAGUGGAGAUUUUGGGGGCUCCCUCCUGGCUCUCUCUGAAUCUUCCGGAAGCCCGGCCUCCAGCCUGGAAUGCUGCGCGGACACCUUGGAGAGGAUUGGUCCAGAAAUGGAGCAGUCGACACCCAGGUCCAGGGAGGGGGAGGGGAAGGGAGUGAGUGACGUAGAGAGGGACAGUGAUGUCACCGAGGGCGGGGAGGGGGACUGCGACCGGGGCGGAGGAGAGAGUCAGGUGACCUGCGUGAGACUCAGCGUGACGCGCCCUGCCUGGGGGGCGGUUGUGCUGAGCAGCGGGAGAGAGAAAGAGGGAGAUGGGGAGGGGGAACGAGGUGGAGGGAGGGCUGGGGACGGAAAGAGGAGCGGAGAGGGAGAGAAGGAUGGAGAUGGAGAAAGGGAGAGGCCGGGAGGGGAAGAGGAGGAGGAAGAGGACUUUGAUGACCUCACUCAGGAUGAGGAUGAAGAGGAAGUGAUGUCGUCUGCCUCGGAGGAGUCUGUGCUGUCCGUCCCAGAGUUGCAGGAGACCAUGGAGAAACUCACCUGGUUGGCAUCAGAGGGGAGACUGUGUGGGGAAGGGGACUCAGAGGAGGACAACUCCCCAAACUCCCCCAAUUCUCCCACCUCCCCCACCUCUCCCGUUUCCCAGAACUCCCAGGAAGAGAACUCUGAAGAGGAGGAGGAGGGGCCACCGAAGGGGGAGGAGUCUGAGUCUGGGGAGGGCGGAGCUGGCAAGCUGCCCAGUGGGGAGGUGCCACAGGGGGCGGGCCCACAUCAGGCCAGCGGGAAGGGGGCCGGCCGGGGCAGAGGGCGUGGCCGGCCGCCCCCCCGCAGUCUGAAGCGGAGCCGGCGGCAGGAGCGGGACAGCAAGGACGCGUCCAAACUGCCACUGCUGUACGACGACCGUAUCCUGGACAACGACCCCCUCCGGGAGAGCAAGGACAUCGCCUUCGCCCAGGCCUACCUCAACAGGGUGCGGGAGGCCCUACAGGACGUCCCGGGGAAGGUGGAGGAGUUCCUGGGGCUGCUGUACGAGUUCGAGCAGGGGGGAGAGGGGGGCGAGGGGGCUGAGAGCCGCAGUGCGGUGGAGCUCUUCUCCCAGCUGAGGCCCGUGCUGCGGGACUGGCCUGACCUGCUGCGCGACUUCGCCGCCUUCCUGCUGCCCGAGCAGGCCCUGGAGUGCGGCCUGUUUGCUGAGCAGCAGGCUUUCGAGCGCAGUCGUCGGUUCCUGCGGCAGCUGGAGAUCAGUUUUGGGGAGAACCCGUCGCAUUACCAGAAGAUCGUGCGCGCCCUGCAAGGAGGGCCCAGCCUGAGCGACGCUGGCAUAGAUGAGCUGAAGGCACAGAUGGCCUCGUUGCUCAAGGGCCACACGCACUUGCAGGGGGAGUUCUGGGUGUUUUUCGACGAGCUGCGGCCGCCCCCCUCCCGCCCGGGGCAGUUUGAGGAGGCCGCCUGGCCGGAGGAGGGUGGGGGGGUGACGGACGGUGGGGGGGACGGCGGAGGCGUGGGGCCCGUGGGAGGAGCUAGCGGGGGUUUCGAAGAGGUCACGCUUCCCGAUUUGGAAGAAGAGGAAGAGGUUCACAAGAUUGCACCGUUGACGGGCAGAAGCAAGAGGCGGAAAGAGUUAGGCACUCACAGCAAUGACAAGGAAUGUGAUUGGUCAGAAAAGGACUGCUCCUGCCCCUGCCAUGACGCAAACCAUGAUGCCAAGCUGCGGAGACACAAGAGAAAGGGGUGCUGUCGUUGCCAUACCAACAAGGUCACUGAGUCCUCCAGGGGGGGAAAGAGUCGCGACACCGCGUACCCUGGAUCCAGCAGCCUCCAGCAGGACAGCCAAGCGGAGACGAGGGCGGAGGAGCGGGAGGAGGAGAGGGAAGGGGAGAAGGAGGUGGAGACGGAGGUUAAAGACGAAGGUGGCAGUGAUGCGCACAGCCCUCACCCUGGUACUGGCUCAGAACUUCACUGCCCCGAGCAGAGUCUCAGAGAGACAGACCAAGGGCCACAGCCAUGGGACGGCCCUGAGGGCAGCCGUGCCCGCAACCCUGAGGACAAGGAGGAAGAGGAGGAAGAAGAGUGGAAGGAGGUUGAGCGAGAGGGCAGCCCGUCCCCGAAGAAGAGCAGGAAGGACGGGGAGGAAGCCAUGGUGUGCGAUGGCCCACUGGCGCCCCCCUCAGGAGAGAGGGAGAGGGAGGCAUCCCCGGCCACUGUUCCCCCCCGGCCCAGCCCCGGGGCCGACCCCCCUGUCUGUGCCAAAAACAUCUCCCUCACCCCCAGCGGCGAGAAGGUGAUCCUGUGGACGAGGGAGGCGGACCGUGUGAUUUUAACUGCCUGUCAGCAGCAGGGAGCCAAUCAGAGCACCUUCCAAGCUGUCUCAGCUCAGCUUGGAAACAAGACAGCCAAUGAGGUGUCGCGGCGGUUUCGGGACCUGAUGCGCCUCUUUCACACAGCUGCCCGUCAGGUUAGCUCGGAGGACGAGGCCAGCAACGCCGAAGAGCUGGACUGACCUGGACCUCCGGGGUCAAAACCAAAGAAAGAGAAAUGAUGGAUGUAUGCUGUCACAAGCACAGAAGUCCGUGACAUGGACUUGGAACAAAUGGCACUGUACAUUUGCAGGAACCAGAAAUCAGACUGGGGCUACAAAAUAACAUGGUUAUUUAUCUUGUUUAUUUAUAAGUUGUGUUUCUCAUAGACUAGAUGCCAGUAACUAUUUAAAGGUCAACAUUACCUGGUCUUGGAGUGGCUGUUAAAUUCAAAUAGGCCAUAAAACUUGUCAGUCUCCUUCCUGAAGAACAAACUGAACCAGUCAGACAGAAGACAUGGGCUGACGGGAAUUGAGUCAUUGGAACCAGAUGCUUAAAAUGACUAUUUUCCAAGAAUUUGGGGAUAUUUGGAGAAGCAGAUCUAUACCGGAGAAUGAACCAACUGAAUCACACCUUUGACCAGUACAAGAUAUACACUGAAAAUAUCCCUGAACCGCACCAGCAUAAUGCUUUUAAAUUUACAAAGUCCAAUGUGGCAAAUUUCUGUAAAUACUGUAAAUAGAAAUGACGCUGAGAAUGUACAGUAUUUUUUAACAUAUUUGACACUUUUAUUCACUUGUGAUGUGCUUGCUCGUAACAACCGAAAACCCUGGACAUACAGUGCUUGUAAUUCUUGUAUGGUUGUGGAGGAAAUGCUGUGUGAAUAAAGUGCUCCACAAGAGCAAA